Lotus japonicus is the source of this 843-nucleotide messenger RNA. RefSeq lists its product as uncharacterized. The coding region runs from base 1 to 843 and encodes 280 amino acids. Lineage: Eukaryota; Viridiplantae; Streptophyta; Magnoliopsida; Fabales; Fabaceae. The transcript has a single exon. The record is from RefSeq and is a predicted model, not a curated record.
AUGCAUCAUCCUCUUGCAAAAUGGAUUCUUAAGGUGGGCGAUGGAACAGUUGACACCAUCGAAGAGGAUGAGACCACAAUUGAGAUUCCGUGGGAUUUGUUGAUCGGACAGGGUCCUGAUCCUCUUCUUGAGUUGGUCAAUUUUGCUUAUCCGGACAUAGUGCCGAACUUGGAAAACGUUUCUUACUUCCAGGAAAGGGCGAUUCUUGCCCCUACACUCGAGAGCGUCGAGCAUGUCAACAACUACAUGCUGUCAAAGCUUCCCGGUGUCGAGCGCGAGUACUUGAGCUACGAUACCCCGUGUUGGUCGGAUGAGGAUUCCGAGGUUCACGCGGAGUGGUUCACCUCUGAGUUUUUAAACGAUGUUCAGUGCUCGGAAAUUCCAAACCACAGACUGAUAUUGAAAGUUGGGGUUCCGAUCAUGCUUCUACGAAAAAUAGACCAAGCAGCCGGUCUGUGUAAUGGGACCCGGUUGAGGGUCACUCAUCUUACUCAGUAUAUAAUUGUUGCGACUGUUUUAUCAGGAAUCAGGCUGGGUAAAACUGAGUACAUUCCGAGGAUAACCUUAACACCUUCUGACUCUGGUCUUCCCUUCAAGUUCUCUCGAAGGCAGUUCCCGGUGACUUUAUGCUUCGCGGUGACUAUAAACAAGAGUCAGGGCCAGUCCCUUUCUCAUGUCGGUUUGUACCUUCCGAGGCCUGUGUUUACUCAUGGACAGCUGUAUGUCGCUCUCUCAAGGGUGAAGUCAAGAAAAGGCUUGAAGGUGCUCAUUGUGGAUGAGCAAGGGGUGGUUUCGAGCUCCACGCGCAAUGUUGUUUACAAAGAAGUUUUUGAGAACGUGUGA